Molecule: messenger RNA, 479 nt
Organism: Gossypium arboreum
Lineage: Eukaryota; Viridiplantae; Streptophyta; Magnoliopsida; Malvales; Malvaceae
Product: vignain-like
Exons: 1
Coding region: 33-479 (148 amino acids)
Cellular component (GO): lysosome
Molecular function (GO): cysteine-type endopeptidase activity
Source: RefSeq, a predicted model, not a curated record
UUUGUUGGUUUACUUUCCAGAAUAGAGGAUGGAUGAUGAAUGCUUUCGACUACAUUAGCCAAAACCAAGGAAUAACCACCGAAAAAAGCUACCGAUAUCAACAAAUGCAAGAAACUUGCGACACACAGAUAAACAAAGUUGCCACCAUCAGUGACUAUCGAAUGGUGCCUGAAAACGACGAAGAAGCAUUGCUUAAGGCCGUCACGAAUCAACCGGUCUCGGUUGCACUUGAAGGCCAUGGACGAGACUUUCAGUUUUACAAUGGUGGAGUGUUUAUAGGAGAUUGUGGAAAUUCUCUCACCCAUGCAGUCACCACUGUUGGAUACGGGACAAGUGAAGAAGGUUUAAACUAUUGGCUGAUUAAGAAUUCAUUGGGACAAAGAUGGGGUGAAAAUGGGUAUAUGAAGAUUCAAAGGAAUGUGGAAACGCAAGGUGGCUUAUGUGGUAUCGCCAUGAAAGCUUCGUAUCCAAUUGCAUAA